Molecule: messenger RNA, 613 nt
Organism: Zea mays
Lineage: Eukaryota; Viridiplantae; Streptophyta; Magnoliopsida; Poales; Poaceae
Exons: 1
Coding region: 8-547 (179 amino acids)
Source: RefSeq, a predicted model, not a curated record
UCCGGCGAUGGACACCGUCGCCUCAUGGCGCCUCCUCUCCCCGCCUCCCUGCCCGCAGCAGCUACCCAAGCGGCAAGCGACCUUCGCGGCCUCGCCACGGCAGCAUUCGGCCAGCUCCAGCAGCGCCAAGUUCAGGCUCCUCUGCCACCUCCACCUCCAUGACAAGAUCGAUACACAUAUAGCUACCAAUAAUCUUGCAUUGGUUUCGUUGCCAUUGCCGGCCACCUCACCCAUAUCGAUCUCGCCUACAAUUCCUGCCGCGCCGCGGUGUCUGAUCGUCCAUGCUCUUUGUUCUGUUUCCCGUUUGCUUCUUGGACGAGACGACGAACGCGCAGCCAGCGGCGUCGGUGCAGCAGAGCUCGCAGCUGCAGAGGCUGGCAACGGUGCUACGGUGCGGCGCCGUCUGGGCAGCUGUACGUACAGGAGUGUCCAUCACUGCCCGGCCCUGCAGCUUGGUUUGAUAAUGCUGCCGGCCGGAAUCGAACGUGUGAUAUCGCAAAUGCUGUAUAAUGUACCUAGGUUGAGGCGCCGGCGGCGCUGGCGGUGACCGGGGAGGAGGACAUCGACCUCCUAGCGAUCCUGCCGCCGAUCGCGGUGUUCGCCUUCUUCUACU